ACAUCGAUAGUUUUUGCUGCGCUACCUUGAAUGACAGGCAGAGAAACUGAGAGCUAAAAAGUAAGAAGAAGCAAGCUCUUGAAACUACCAACAACCAAAAUUUUAAGAAGCAACAAGCCAGCAAUCAACUGCGAAGCGAAACGCUCAACACACAGUGAAGUGGAAGCUGUAGACGAACGACGCGAGCAAGCGGCCAAGCAGGCAAACAAAUACAUAUAGAAAAAAAAAUGAUUAAACUUUUCUCGCUGAAACAACAAAAAAAGGAUGGAGAUCAGACGGCACGCGGUGGCCAGCAGAAAAAGGCAUCAGCUGCCCAGCUGCGCAUACAAAAAGAUAUUAACGAACUGAACCUGCCAAAAACUUGUGUCACGGAGUUUCCAGACAGCGAUGACUUGCUAAACUUCAAAUUGAUUAUAUCCCCCGACGAGGGCUUCUAUAAAGACGGGCGAUUUGUGUUCAAUUUUCGCGUGGGGUCCAAUUAUCCGCACGAGCCGCCAAAGGUGAAAUGCGCCACACAGGUGUAUCAUCCGAACAUCGAUCUAGAGGGCAAUGUGUGUUUGAACAUUUUACGCGAGGACUGGAAUCCAGUGCUGACCAUCAAUUCCAUUGUCUAUGGCUUGCAAUUUCUGUUCUUGGAACCCAAUCCUGAGGAUCCCCUAAAUAAGGAAGCCGCCGAUGUGCUGCAAAGCAAUCGACGCCAAUUUGAGUAUAAUGUUAAGAAGGCAAUGCGCGGCGGUUGCGUUGGCGAGACUUUCUUUGAAUGCUGUCUCAAGUGAUAUAUAGGAAAUGAAAACUCUAUUAUUUAAGUACCGGCAUCUGCCUGCCUGCUCUGUUGUUGCUGCUGCUGCUGCCGCUGCCGAUACCGCUGCCCCGCUCCACUGACUCAAUGAUGAAUGCACUUUUAAUAGUUCAACACAAGCAACACACGUAGGAGAGGAGGGCAACCAACAAGCCACAGCAACGACAACAACAACAACA
Messenger RNA from Drosophila mojavensis, 978 nucleotides. It is a transcript of the gene UbcE2M, whose product is annotated as nedd8-conjugating enzyme UbcE2M. Lineage: Eukaryota; Metazoa; Arthropoda; Insecta; Diptera; Drosophilidae. The record is from RefSeq and is a predicted model, not a curated record. The coding region runs from base 228 to 776 and encodes 182 amino acids. The transcript has 4 exons.